UGGGUGAGGAGUGAGAGUGCGCUGCCGGUGCAGGAGGUGGAAAUGGAAUAAGUCUCCAGCAUGGCUAAUGCAGUUUGUGCCUUAGCUCCCCGGAUGCUGUUCUCAGCCCGUGCACAGCAAGGACAGCACUGAUGUCUUGGACGUAUUACUGCUGGGGUCUGUACAGGGGCGGCUGUCUCACCAGCUGCUGCUCAGAAAACAUGAAAGAAGUGAAGGAGCCAAGGCAUCGCAAAGACAACAGGCGCCCAGACCUGGAGAUUUACAAGCCUGGCCUCUCCCGACUGAGGAGCAAACUUGUGCUGCCAAAGCAUGAGACAUUAGAGAAGGAGAGGAGCAGAGCUGAGGAGGGCAAGGAGGAGAGUGCCAGUGAUAAGGGCUCUUUGGGAGGAGGGGCUCCAGUCAUGGAGGAUUUCGGCAAAGGUGAUGGCCCCAAGCAGAAUGGUCCUUCGCAGGAAAAUGAAGAGAUGGAGACUAAAGGUGGUCUUCAGAGCCAGGAGAACUUAUCCAAGCAGCCUGCUCCGGAUGAGUGGUGUCCGAAGACCACCAGGAGAACCAAGAAGCCGGACCAGCAGAUCUACCAGCCUGGGAAACGCCUGCAUUCAGCUGCUAAAGAACCAUCCCUGCGGCCAGCGACUGAGGAAGUCACCAGUAAGAUGGAGCAGCUGAAAGUAGAGAGAGAUGAAGAGAUUGAGAAAGGUACUGGAAAAGACAAUAACAGGAAAACCAAAUCAAGCAAGGAGGACAGAGAGGGGAGCCAGGCAGGGGAAGGAAUUAAAGCCUCAAGGGGAGAAAAAGGAAGACGAAUAGAGCGAAGUGACAGGAUAAGGAGAACAAGCGACGAGGUGAUGCAGGGGAAGCUGGGCUCUAACAAACGGUAUUCUCGCUCUGACAAGCGGCGGAGCCGGUACCGCACCUGCAGCACAAGUUCAGCUGGAAGCAACAACAGCGUAGACGGAGCCCCGCUCGUGGAUGGGGUGGGGAGGCGGCAGGAGCGUGUCAGAGAAAGAAUACGUCCUAGGAAGCAGCUCUCUGCGUCCUCCACUGACUCCUUGGAUGAUGACAGAAUCGAUGAGGCAGAAGCUUAUGUCUCCAGCAGGAAUUCGGACAAGAAGAAGCGUACAGAGCAGAGUCGAGCUUCUAGGAGCGAGAGCGAAUGGAGCAGCAACGGCCGGGAAGUCAAGGGACCCUUUCGAGUCGCAUUUGACAGCAAGACUAUGAACAGGGAUAUCAGUCUGGCAGAUACAGAUAAAAAAAAGCCCCUGAAGGCGUUUGUUAGUUGCAAUGAGUCAGAGGCUUCGGAGGCAAGGAGCCAGAGCAGAGAGCCCCAAGGGAGGGGCCGUGGGAUUCUGUUCCUGCCUGCCAACACGGACCUCUCUGCCAGCGCUGUGGGCUCCCCCGAACCCAGUCACCCUGGGCCCAGGCUCCUGCUCGGUGGGGCUGGGAGUAAAGGUCCCCGAAACAGGGGCCGAGGUGGCACUGCUCGCAGGCUGUGGGACCCAAAUAACCCGGACCAAAAACCCGCCCUGAGGAGCCAGACCGCUCAGCUUCACUUCCUAGACACAGACGAUGAAGUGAGCCCCACAUCCUGGGGAGAAGCCCGCCAGGCCCAGACAUCCUACUAUAAGUUCCAAAACUCUGACAACCCCUACUAUUACCCUCGGGCUUCCGGUCAAGGGCCCCAGUAUCCUUAUGGUGGGUAUUCCCUGCAGUAUCCUAUGGGUCCAAGCAAUGGUGUGUACCCAGGAGCCUAUUACCCUGGAUACCCUGGCCAGGCGGGACAGUACAUGUGUGGCCCACUCCCCCCAACUCCUCUGAGUCCUGAGAUGGAGCAGCAGAUGCGGAACAUGCAGCAGCAGGAGCUCAGCAAACUCCUUCGUGAGGCUGGGAACCAGGAGCAGCAGCUCAGCAAUCUGCUUUCCAGAGACCGCAUCAGUCCAGAGGGGCUGGAGAAGAUGGCCCAGCUGAGGGUGGAGAUGCUGCAGCUGUACGAGCGGUGCAUCCUGAUGGAUAUCGAGUUCUCUGAUACCCAGAACGUGGACCAGCUGCUGUGGAAGAACGCAUUUUACCAGGUGAUUGAGAAAUUCCGGCAGCUCCUCAAGGACCCUCAGGGAGAAAAUGCCCAAGAAAUUCGGAACAAACUGCUCCAGCUUCUAGAUGAGGGCACUUCUUUUUUUGAUGGCCUACUCCAAAAGCUGCAGGUGUCAUACCAGUUCAAGCUAGAGGACUAUAUGGAUGGGAUGGCCAUCCGCAGUAAGCCUCUGAGGAAAAUGGUGAAGUACGCGCUGAUCAGUGCUCAGAGGUGUAUGAUUUGUCAAGGGGACAUUUGCCGAUACAGAGAACAAGCAAAUGACACCGCAAACUACGGAAAGGCACGCAGCUGGUACCUGAAGGCUCAGCAAAUUGCUCCCAAAAAUGGCCGCCCAUACAACCAGCUGGCGCUUCUGGCCAUCUACACGAGGAGAAAGCUGGAUGCUGUCUACUAUUACAUGCGCAGCCUGGCCGCCAGCAACCCCAUCCUCACAGCCAAGGAGAGCCUCAUGAGUCUGUUCGAAGAGACAAAACGCAAGGCUGAGCAGAUGGAGCAGAGGAAACAUCAGGUGCUGGAUCUGAGCCCCAGCCGCUGGGGGAAGGGCAAGAAGUCCACAUUGCGACAAGUUGGAGAUGAUGCCACACGGCUGGAGAUCUGGAUCCAUCCCUCCCACCCCCGCUCCUCCCAGGGCCACGAGUCUGGCAGGGAUUCUGAGCAGGACAACGGUCUUGGGAAUCUCAGCCCCAGCGACCUGAACAAAAGGUUCAUCCUCAGUUUUCUCCAUGCCCAUGGGAAGCUGUUUACCAGGAUUGGGAUGGAGACUUUCCCUGCGGUGGCUGAGGAGGUCCUGAGGGAGUUCCAGGUCCUGCUGCAGCACAGCCCCCCUCCCAUCGGAAGCACCCGCAUGCUCCAGCUUGUGGCAAUCAACAUGUUUGCAGUGUACAACUCCCAGCCCAAAGAGUGCAUCUCUGAAGACUGCCGCUCUGUCAUCCAGGAACAGGCCACGGCCCUGGGGCUCUCCAUGUUUGCACUCUUGGUGAGGAGGUGCACCAGCCUGCUGAGGGAAUGCGUGCAAGUUCAGCCACAAGAGGUGGAGCAGGAGGAUGAGGAGGAUGACAUCAAGGUCUCCGCCUUGCCCCAGGACCUGAAGGAGCUGCUUCCCAGUGUGAAGGUCUGGUCGGACUGGAUGCUCGGCCACCCGGACACCUGGAAUCCUCCUCCGACCUCUCUUGAGCUCCCCAAACAGGUCUCAGUAGAUGUGUGGGCGACGCUGGCUGACUUCUGUAACAUACUGACCACAGUGAAUCAGUCGGAGGUGCCCUUGUACAAGGACCCAGAUGACGACCUUACCCUGCUUAGCCUGGAAGAGGAUCGGCUGCUCUCGGGCUUCGUUCCCCUGCUGGUCGCCCCCCAGGAGCCCUGCUACGUGGAGAGGACCUCGGACAAGGUUAUUGCAGCCGACUGCAAGAGGGUCACAGUUCUGAAGUAUUUCCUGGAAGCCCUUUGUGGACAAGAAGAGCCUUUGCUGGCAUUCAAGGGUGGAAAAUAUGUGUCAGUGGCACCCGUCCCAGACGCCAUGGGAAAGGAAAUGGGAAGCCAAGAGGGAAAACAACUGGAAGAUCAGAAGGAAGAUGAUGUGAGGAUUGAGGCAUUUGAAGAUGAUUCUGAGGCUGAAGGCAGUGGAGGAGAGAUGGACAUCAAGGAGCUCAGAGCCAAGAAGCAAGCCCUGGCCAGGAAAGUAGCUGAGCAGCAGCGUCGUCAAGACAAGAUUCAGGCCGUGCUGAAAGAUCAGAGUCAAAUGAGGCAGAUGGAGCUGGAGAUCAGACCUGUCUUCCUGGUCCCGGACACCAACGGUUUCAUCGACCACCUCGGCAGCUUGAUAACGCUGCUGGACUGCAGGAAGUUCAUCCUGGUGGUGCCCCUGAUCGUGAUAAACGAGCUGGAUGGCCUGGCCAAGGGCCCAGAGAUGGAGCACCGGGCUGCAGGCUAUGCCCGCCAAGUGCAGGAGAGAGCCAGGAAGUCCAUCGAAUUCCUGGAGGAGCGAUUUGAGAGCCGGGACAACUGCUUGAGGGCUCUGACCAGCCGAGGCAACGAGCUGGAGUCCAUCUCCUUCCGCAGCGAAGACACCACUGGCCAGCAGGGAAACAAUGACGACGUGAUUUUGUCCUGCUGCCUCCACUAUUGCAAUGACAAGGCCAAGGAUUUCAUGCCCUCCAACAAAGAUGAUCCCAUCCGUUUGCUCAGGGAAGUGGUUUUGCUGACGGACGACCGGAACCUGCGAGUCAAAGCGCUGACCCGCAACGUGCCAGUGCGGGACAUCCCCACCUUCCUCAAGUGGGCCCAGGAGGGCUGAGGGGGCCGAGCGGGGCCAACAGCCCCUGAGCUAGUCACGCAGCCUGUUACGGUGGGAGACCGGCUUCAGCGGCAGCCCUCACCACAUGCCGCCGCCGCCUUCCAGCCCACCACGAACAAUAAACGCCACGUCUUCAACCCACCCCAGAAUGGCCGUGCUGCGAAGGGCCCCCCACUGAGGGCAGACCAGCUGGGAAGGUCAUUGCUGUGGAUGGUUCACGUGGAGGCUGGGCCGUUGAGGGUCCCACCAGCCUUUGGGCAGUGCCAGAGCGGAGCUGGUGAGCCUCGCUGGCUAGGGAAGCUUUGGGUGAGCCCGUGCCAGAUCGCCAGCCUUUUGCUUGGUUUGCUUGGUUGCAGAGAGCUCGAGUCACGAGUCGGUGGCUCUUCGGGUUUGUAGGCUGCGUAGGGCAGAGUCCGGGGACACGCCAGCGCAGACUUUGGGAUUGCGUAGUCUAGCUCGUGCCCCUCGAAGAGGCUGUGGACUUCAAGGGCAGGUUCCCUCCUGCCCCAGCCUGUUCGUCCUGCGUGGCCCAGGCAGCCCCAGGCCUCCGGCCCCUUCCCCACCCCAUGCCCAUCUCACGCCGGGGGUGCUGCUUGCGGAGGCGCUUGUCUUCUCCCUGGUGCAGGGUUUGCUUGUUGAGUUUCAUUUCAGACUUCAGUAUAAGUUAGUUUGCAGGUGUGUGCCCUGCCUGCUUUGCUGGGGCGGGGGGGGGAGGCUUUAAACAUCCCCCAGUCCCCCCACAGCUGCUUUCUGUCCUGCUCCCCUGCCCACCCCAGCCAUUACCUGCCCCUUCCCUCCUUCCCCAAACCCCUUAGUCCCACCCCGCUACCUUUAGACAUGUUUGUGAUUUAAGACUCAGCGUGAGGCUAACAAAAUUCUCCC
Messenger RNA from Harpia harpyja (harpy eagle), 5264 nucleotides. It is a transcript of the gene SMG6, whose product is annotated as SMG6 nonsense mediated mRNA decay factor. Gene Ontology annotation, cellular component: telomerase holoenzyme complex. The transcript is spliced from 19 exons. The record is from RefSeq and is a predicted model, not a curated record. Gene Ontology annotation, biological process: nuclear-transcribed mRNA catabolic process, nonsense-mediated decay. NCBI's taxonomy places the organism in Eukaryota, Metazoa, Chordata, Aves, Accipitriformes, Accipitridae. The coding region runs from base 132 to 4382 and encodes 1416 amino acids. Gene Ontology annotation, molecular function: telomerase RNA binding; protein binding; telomeric repeat DNA binding.